GCCACAAAGGAUCCUCUUUCCCCCGGAGAACAUUUACAUGGACUGGCAGCAGCGAUGGAGAGCUGGAGCAGGACUCCACAACUCGGACAACACGUGCUUCCUCAACUCCGUCCUGCAGUGCCUGACAUACACACCCCCCCUGGCCAACUACCUGCUCUCUCGUGAGCACAGCCGGUCGUGUCGUCAGCAAGGCUUCUGCGUGAUGUGUAGAAUGGAAAACCACGUUAACACCGUCCUGCGCUCGUCAGGCAGGGUCAUCUAUCCUUCGGCCGUCAUCAGUGUUCUCACACUAAUAGGAGAACAUUUCCAGCUUGGCAUGCAGGAAGAUGCCCACGAGUUCUUACGUUACGCUAUUGAUGCCAUGCAGAGAGCUUGCCUGAGCGGAAUCAGCGACUGCAAAGUGGCUUCCGAUUCCUACGAGGCCUUUCUGGAUAUUCCUUUGGAUAUCAAGGCGGUCUCAUCUGUCACCGCAGCGCUGACGGACUUCGUGAAACCGAGCAGCUGGACGCGGAGGGGCGGUGGUGGAGACGUGAAAGGAUGUCUGGCCUUCUUGGGGCAAGCUAGGGCGUCUAUGAAGGUCGCGUUUCAGCACUUGGCUCUGUGCUUGGUUUCAAGGUGUAACAAGAAGGUCGCCGCCUCCAAGAGGUUUACAAUCCAUCGCGCGCCCAAGGUUCUCACCGUCUGUCUGAAGAGGUUUGAAGACUUCACCGGCGGGAAGAUCGACAAGGUUGUGAAGUAUUCCAACUGCUUGGAUCUUCGCCCGUACAUGUCUCAGACGGAUGGAGAACCGCUCUUCUACUCUUUAUACGCUGUCCUGGUGCAUAGCGGUAAUAGCUGUGAUUCGGGACACUAUUUCUGCUACACGAAGGCCAGCAAUGGGCUGUGGUACGAGAUGGACGAUUCAUCUGUGGAUCGUUGUGACAUCAGCACGGUUCUCCAGCAGCAAGCCUAUUUGCUGUUUUAUGUCAGGAGCCCUGAUUUCAGGGGAGGAAGGCCUUCUUCCCCACGGAUACCAUCACAUGCCCGCGCCUUCCUGAGGCAGUGGGCGGCCGGCAGCAAGCAGGUAGAUCCUGCGGGACCAUGGGGUCUUCUUCCUAGGACUAAGGCUGCAGCUUUCUUCAAAGCUGCAACGCUUCUCCCUCUCAAAGCAAUCCCACCUCGAUCCACCCCAUUUGUCCACCUUUGGUUCUUCUGCCUUGCGGCCCGCCGGGAGAAGCUCUGGGACCGCCCUUAG
This is a messenger RNA of Aquila chrysaetos chrysaetos, 1234 nucleotides long. RefSeq names its product ubiquitin carboxyl-terminal hydrolase 42-like. Gene Ontology annotation, cellular component: cytosol; nucleus. The record is from RefSeq and is a predicted model, not a curated record. Gene Ontology annotation, molecular function: cysteine-type deubiquitinase activity; cysteine-type endopeptidase activity. Gene Ontology annotation, biological process: regulation of apoptotic process; protein deubiquitination. NCBI's taxonomy places the organism in Eukaryota, Metazoa, Chordata, Aves, Accipitriformes, Accipitridae.